Molecule: messenger RNA, 7911 nt
Organism: Culicoides brevitarsis
Lineage: Eukaryota; Metazoa; Arthropoda; Insecta; Diptera; Ceratopogonidae
Product: protein lap4-like
Exons: 23
Coding region: 1026-7733 (2235 amino acids)
Biological process (GO): neurotransmitter receptor transport, endosome to postsynaptic membrane; embryo development; establishment or maintenance of epithelial cell apical/basal polarity
Cellular component (GO): basolateral plasma membrane; postsynaptic density; adherens junction
Molecular function (GO): protein binding
Source: RefSeq, a predicted model, not a curated record
CGGAGUAUCGUAGCUUUUAACCUCGUAAAUUAAAUGCGAAAAUCUCUGGUAAAAACAGUGAAAAUAAUAUCAAAAAUAUUAUCAAAAUACGCGUAAAUAUCAUCGCCACACAAUUCAAGUGAUACCUACACGAAAAAUGUAAAUUAUCUAUAAGAAUUAGUGAAUUUUUGUGACCAUUUGACGUUGCACUUUACAAGAAUUCAAGAAUUUUUUUUUAUUGUAUAAUGUGUAGAUAGAAACAUAGUAAAAACCCAAACAUACACAAACAACGGGUACGCUACGCAUGUAUGAGUGCGACACGAACACGAAUACAACAAGUUUCAAAAUGUACAAAAACGACAACAGACUUGAGUUGUAUUUUGUAUCUGGUUAAGUGAGGAUCGCUUCUUCGAUAAAAUAAAGCGCUAAAAAAAGACCAUUACUAAUAUUAUUUUGAAAAAAUCACACAUUUUAUCGAAUUAUAACGAAAGAAUCAAUAAUUCACGAGAAAAAAUAAUUAAAAGUGGAAAAAAGUGAGAAAAUAGAUAUUUUUUUUGUGAGGAAUUCGACGACAAUAGAAAAUAAGCAGCGACGCAACAAAACCAUUGGAAUGCGUUUAAUGUAUAAAUUAUCACCGAUGAUUAAAUUAAAUGAAUGAAUGAAUGGCAGUGAAGCAAUAUUAGAGAGAAAAAAAUAGAAGAAAAAGCGAGAAUUGAUAAAGAAGAAGCGAAAGCAAAGGGUGUGUCCAAAAGUUGACACCGUUUUUUGUUUUUAAUUUUUUUUUUUUACAAAUUUUUAAGUUAUUACGAAAAAUAAAUAAUAUUGUGAAAUAUUAAGUGAUUCCACGAAAUAACAAAAAAAAAGUGAAAAAAACGAGUCAAGUGUUUCUCGUUGAAAAAAAAAUCAUUAUCAAAAAAAAAAAUUAUCAUAUCUAAGUAAAUAAAAAAAAAUAAAUAAAAAAAUAUCGAAAUAAAGAUAACAAAAAAAAAAUUAAUGAAUAUUUUUCGAAAAAAAUAAAAUUGUAGUGAGAAUAAAAAAAAAUAACCAUGUUCAAGUGCAUUCCAAUAUUCAAGGGGUGCAAUCGACAGGUGGAAUAUGUCGAUAAACGCCAUUGCUCCCUUCCGACCGUUCCUGAAGAAAUUCUCCGAUAUUCACGCAGCUUAGAGGAAUUGCUACUCGAUGCCAAUCACAUUCGGGAUUUGCCAAAGAAUUUCUUUCGCUUACAUCGACUACGCAAGCUAGGUUUAAGUGACAAUGAAAUCGGUAAACUGCCCCCAGACAUUCAGAAUUUUGAGAAUUUAGUGGAGCUGGAUGUAUCGAGAAAUGAUAUCCCAGACAUUCCAGAUGACAUUCGACACUUGCGAAGCUUACAAGUGGCUGAUUUUAGUUCAAACCCGAUACCGAGACUUCCAGCGGGAUUUUCGCAAUUGAAGAGUUUAACAGUAUUAGGACUAAAUGACAUGUCAUUGACAUCAUUGCCACAAGAUUUUGGAUGCUUAUCACAACUAGAAUCACUAGAAUUAAGAGAAAAUUUAUUGAAACAUCUACCGGAGUCCAUUAGCCAAUUAACAAAGUUAGAACGUCUGGAUUUAGGUGAUAAUGAAAUUGAAGAGCUUCCACCACAUUUAGGUUAUUUACCGUCACUGCAAGAGCUGUGGCUAGAUCAUAAUCAAUUAACGAGACUGCCACCCGAAAUUGGGCUGCUUAAAAAUUUAGUUUGCUUAGAUGUUUCAGAAAAUAGACUAGAAGAAUUACCAGAAGACAUUGGUGGACUUGUUAGUCUCACUGACCUGCAUUUAUCGCAAAACUUACUCGAAGUAUUACCGGAUGGCAUGGAAAAGCUCGUCAAAUUGACCAUUUUAAAGUUGGACCAAAACCGUUUGAUCGCCCUGAACGACUCCAUUGGCAUGUGCGAGAACAUGCAAGAGCUCAUCCUCACGGAAAACUUCCUCGUCGAGUUGCCACGUUCGAUCGGGCGCAUGACGCUUCUCAGUAACUUCAAUGUCGACCGAAAUUCCCUCACUUCCAUCCCGUCAGAAAUUGGAAAUUGCUUCAAUUUGGGCGUUUUAAGUUUGCGCGACAACAAACUCGUUCGUUUGCCCUCGGAACUCGGAAAUUGCACGCGUUUGCACGUGCUCGACGUUUCGGGCAACAGAUUGCAAUAUUUGCCAUACUCUUUGGUCAAUUUGCAACUGAAAGCUGUGUGGUUGAGCGAAAAUCAGGCACAACCGUUGUUGACGUUCCAACCUGAUGUCGACGAACAAACGGGCGAACAAGUUUUGACGUGUUUUUUGCUGCCGCAACAGGAAUACGUACCUGUUAGUCCUGCUGUGGAUCAUCGCGAGGAAUCCGAUAACGAAGAUUGGCAUGAACGGCAUGAGCAAUCGCGCACGCAUUCCGUCAAGUUUACGGAAGAAACGAAUGCUGACAAGGAGACGCCAUUUGUGCGUCAAAAUACGCCGCAUCCGAAAGAGUUGAAGAUGAAAGCCCACAAAUUGUUUGGCAAGGACAAAAAGCCCGAAGAUCCCACGAGCCUCGAUACGUUAUCCGAGGAAUCGUCUUCGAAUCGUCAAUCUUCCGUUCGUAUCACCGUUUCGGAUAGUGUGUCGGAAACGCAAACCGAAGGCAGCGCCAGCAGUACAAAACCAUCACAAUCCAUAUCACAGGACCAAAUUGCCGCCGAAACCACAACAACCGCUACGGUCAUCACAAAUGUGGUGCAGCAACAAAUGACCAACUUUAACAACAACGUGAAUGAGAAGGAACAGAGUGCCGAUGAGAAUGAGGAACGACGAGUUGGCUUUCAAGACGAUCAAAACUAUUCGGACAGUGAGCAAGAUAAGAAGCCUGUUUCAAAGUUGCAUAGACGCGACACCCCACAUCACCUCAAAAACAAACGCGUACAACAAAGCGUCGACAAAGGUGCCAACGCCAUCCUCACAAACGCAAUGAAAUUCCGCGAAAAGACACCUCCACUCACGCAAACCACAGGCCUUCCCACAACACGCGAAGAGCAUGCCCAACUCGAGGCUAUCAAAUCUGGCGACGAGGAAACCUCACCAACGCUCGAAGAUGCCGCUGAUGGUUUAACAGAGCUCCGUGAAGAGCGUCUCGAGAUCCAUAUUGAACGUACCUCAGCCGGGCUUGGUUUGAGUAUUGCUGGCGGCAAAGGCUCCACUCCCUACAAAGGUGAUGACGAAGGAAUUUUCAUCUCGCGCGUCACCGAAGGAGGUCCUGCUGAUCUCGCUGGUUUGCGAGUUGGCGACAAAGUCCUCAAAGUUAACGGAAGAAAUGUGGAAAAUGUCGAUCAUUAUAUCGCUGUCGAAGUACUUAAGGCAUGUGGCGCUGUGCUCGUGUUGCAUGUUACGCGCGAAGUCACACGUCUCGUGGGUCAUCCAACAUUUUCGGAAGACGGGAGUUUUCGUCAAGUAAAUUCGCCGGAUUUGUCGCAAAUUAGUGGGGUAAGUGGCGGAAAACAUAUUCCGUCGCCACUGACAUUGACAGAUGCGCCGUUGCAACAACAACAGGGACAUAAUCAAGCGGUAGGUGGUACCCAGCAACAUUUAACCCCGAAUUCGGCGCCAGCCUUUGGUGCCAAUAUCCAUUCGCAUUUGUUCCAAAAUGGCAGUGAAAUGGUCCACAAAGUCACACUCCACACAACUCUCAUUCGAGACCAAGCUGGACAAGGACUUGGCUUCAGCAUCGCUGGCGGCAAAGGUCACGCCCCUUUCCGAGAUGAUUGCGACGGAAUUUUCAUCUCGCGCAUCACUGAGGGCGGCAUUGCUGAACGGGACGGAAAAUUAGCUGUUGGUGAUCGAGUCACUCUUAUCAACGGCGUCGACGUUCGCGAAGCUGGCCACGAUUACGCCGUGCAACUUUUGAAGGAUAGCCCUCGUUUUGUUCGAUUAAUCGUCGAACGUGAACUUCGAGGUCCCAUGUUGCCUCCCAACAGUCCUCGUAGUCCCGGACAAAUUAGCGGAUUAGAUCCUGCUGGUUACAUGAAACAUCGGCCAAAUUACACCGGAUAUCGUCGUUCCAUAGGCGACGCAAUUGAUCCAAAACAAGAUGCAACAAUGACCAAAAGUACGACGGCGCCCACACAGCUUUCGGAGCCGCUAAAAGUGAACGGAACUUUGACUCAAACUGUUGGAAUUCCGACAAUGCCGCCUCAACCGGCACCCAGAACUCGAUUAUCGUCGCAAGAUUCGGCGACUUUGCUCACAAAUGGCGCUUCAACGACGUCACCCACGUCAAAUGGGACAAAUGCGGAACCUUUGGAGCAACAGACGCCUCGACCAAUGACAAAUGCCGACUUCGAACGCAUGAUCCCGAACCACUUCAUAACGGGUGGCAAGCCGAAAAUCCACGUGGAAACGCUGCAUGCCGACGCAUCAGGCGCUGCUGGAGGAACGGGCGGCGGCGGCGUCAUUGUAACCGUGCAAAAAACCAUUCCCGAUGUGCCAAUGUUGCCGCCAGCACCGACGGAGCUGGGCCGCGUCACGGAAACGAUAACAAAGUCAACGCUAACGGAAACCGUGAUGACGCGCGUCACAGACAACCACUUGGUUGAGCCGCUAAUCAGUGAGGAGGUAGUUUUGCCCAAAAAUCAAGGAUCAUUAGGUUUUAGUAUAAUUGGUGGCACAGAUCACUCUUGUACACCGUUUGGCGCACACGAACCCGGUAUUUUUAUUUCACAUAUCGUGCCUGGCGGAAUCGCCGCAGUUUCGGGUAAAUUAAAGAUUGGCGAUCGAAUUUUGAAGGUUAAUGGAACUGACGUCACUGGAGCAACCCAUCAAGAGACCGUAACAGAACUCUUAAGACCAUGCGACGAAAUUAAAUUGACAGUUCAGCAUGAUCCGUUGCCGCCAGGUUUCCAAAGCUUUGUUGUAGUUAACGUACCAAUUGAGGAAGUAACUCUCACCAAAAACGAAGGUGAGCGUCUCGGAAUGCACAUCAAAGGAGGUCUCGGAGGUCAGCGCGGAAAUCCCGUCGAUCCGGCAGACGAAGGCGUUUUUAUCUCCAAAAUUAACAGCAGCGGCACCGCUCGUCGUGAUGGUCGUUUGCGCGUCGGAAUGCGAAUUCUCGAAGUCAAUGGUGUUUCGCUGUUGGGCGCUACGCAUCAAGAAGCUGUCGAUGUUUUGCGAUCUGCGGGACAAGAAUUGCAUUUGGUCGUUUGCAAGGGAUACGAAAAGUCAGAUCUCGUACAUUCGAUUGGCUCGGCGGGCGGCAUGAGCACCGGAUUUAGUCGUGGCGGAUCUCGGGCCUCGGAAACGGGCAGCGAAUUCAGUCAGAGUGUGUCUAGUCUCGAUCAGGAAGUAGGCGAUGAUUCGGCUUUCCUGCAACAGGCAAUGGACUUGACAAAAGAAAUCGAGGUAUUCACCGAAGAAAAAUCCGAAGCCAAACAAGUUCAAUCCCCAACAACGCCGUCGCAACCCGCACCACCUGUCGCUGAAAAAGUUCAAACGCCCCCAAAACCCGUCGAAAAACCAGUCGUUCCAUCAAACGAGGUCGCUGUCGUCAAUCAAGCUGAUCAAGCACUUGUCUGGUCUAAGGAAAAAACGGGACCUGAACGCGUCCUCGACAUCGUUCGUGCCGCCGAAACAUUGGCUCUAAAUGCCGCCGCUCAGGAUUACAAUCCGCCAAAAUCCCCCACGGAGCAUCAGGAAAACCUUCAGAAGACCACAACAAUUGUCAUGUCGAAGCACACUUUGGAUACGCAGCCACAGUUGUCCUCGGGCCAGUCCAAGGAAAAAUUGUACAGCGAUCGAGUAGAACAAGUUACUCAAGUGACACGACCCGUAACGCCGCCAAAUGUCACAACGAAAAUCCUUCGUGGGGUGUCUCCUACCCCGCCUCCGUACCGCAUUCGAACUUUCAGUAACUCGAGUAAUUCUGAAGGUCCCGCAAUCACGAGUAACAUUGAUGAUUUCCUGAAAAAAGAAAGUUUUGAGCCAUAUUCUCGUCGUGAACUGCGUUCCAAAGAUGGCUAUCAAUCGACUGAAGAACUUGAAAUGUAUGAAAAAGAAAAACUUGAACGUGAAAGGGAAGAAAGUUCAAAAGUUCAGGAACAAGAAAGAGCCUCAUCGAGUGCUUCUCAUCGAAAAUCUGUCAGUUUCGAUUUGACAGAUCAAGAAAAGCAAACCUCUGAUGAUGAUGAGGAGGAAGACGAAGAUGACGACAAAGCAGUUUUCGUUGAAGAAUUCAUGAAACGCGAAUCACGUGGCGAAGUGAAAAUAGAUUCCAGCAAAAAUUUGUUGCUCGAAAAGCCGAUCAAGAGUAUCUUACGUUCUGCCAGUCCUUCGUCUUCGUCCCAAUUUUCUACCCUUGAUCGUCAGUAUCAAAGUGAAGCUGUGGCUUCUUGGAUUCGUAACAGUCAAGAACAUCUUGCGGAUGUCCAGAAGCAGGAAAUUGACCAAGAAAAUCCUUUCAAGAAAACUUUCGUGUCACAAGAAGAACUUCGUGAAAUGGAAGAAAUUGCAAAAAAUAAGAAAACUCGUCCCACGACACAAUUUGAACCUUUGAAACAAACCAAAAUCCCGCUUAAAAAGCCCGUUUCAGCUUCCACGGGAAAUUUAGCUAAGCCUCCUGUCCCGCCAAAGCCCAAAGUCAAACAAGCAGACCUCGUGAAAAAUGUGGCCUUGAAACAUUUGACCCAAGAACAGGGAGAUUUUGUCGAAUUCGAACACGAUCCGAUCACGAAUACGAUCCGCGAGGUAAGGCCCAAGUCGGAAUUUAAUCCAGACGGGCCUUUGCCCCCGCUUCCCCCUCCCUCAACUUCAACGAACAAGUCUCGAAUUCCAAACUUAAAGUUGCAGCGCCCUCUAUCGAACAUCGACAGACCGAAAUGUAGUCCUCCCCCGCCCCCCAAAACUCCCCUCGUCGUCGAACAAGAAGUAAUUGAAAUCCUCCCGGCGAAAUACGAGACACUUCCUAAGAUGGAAACAGCCAAAGUGGUUCAUGAAUCCCAUGAGAACUCGAAGGAGAAUGUUCUUGUUCAUGACGAUAUCAGGCGCCAUCUGUUGUUGCAAGAGAAUGAGUUGAGAAAUGCCUUAAUGGACUCUAAUGCAAACUUAGAGUCAGAUCCUGAUACAAAUAACAAUUCCGGAAGACAUGAAACCUCAUCUCAUGCCGGAAGUUCAACAACCUCGGGAGUUUUUUCUCCGACAGAUUUCUCCCAGAGAUCCGUGAGUCGCAUUCCAGUCUUGAAUCCGCAAAAUGUCUUUCCCGCUACACAAAUUCUUCCGGUUCACUAUACGCAACUUCCGACGCCGCAGCAACCGGGCUACUAUCAAACGGUGCCCGUUAAUGCCCCCAUUCAACUUUGCCAGAGCACAAGUGUGACGGCAGCUCCCGUGUCACCGCCCGUAAUUACAAAGUCACCAAAAACUGUAUCCGAUAAAAAGAAGUUCUUCGAAAAUGCGAUGGAGGAUCAGCAUAAAGUAGCAUCACAAAAGCAAGAUAAAGUUUUUACAUUUUUAUCAAAAGAUGAAGUCGAAAAAUUAAAGUUGGAGGAAGAACGGAAAAUUGCAACAUUGGCACGUGAGAAAAAAGAUAAAUUAAUAAUGUCGGCAGCUGAUGUUUUGCGAGACGACGACGAUGAUGAUGAUAAUGAUGGAGAGAAUAACGGCUCCGAUGCCGAAAGUAACGGCGAUAAGCAUCAAAGUGAUGAAGAUGCCGCAGAGCAAGAAGAUGAAGAAGAAGGAGAUGACAUGAGGAAUCCACUUCACGAACUUGAGGCAGUAUUUAUGAAGUAGUGAGACGCUAAAAUAAAACUUUAAAAAAUUAGACAAGAUUAGUUUUAGCAUUAAUUUUUUUCCUAUUCAAACUUUUAGUAUUAUUUGUACCUAAUUGUAUUUUUUUUUUCACUUUUUAUUAAAACUUAACAAAAAAUGUAAAUAUGUUUAAAAAAUACGUUACCGUUGAACCUGUUGU